Molecule: messenger RNA, 210 nt
Organism: Penicillium brevicompactum
Lineage: Eukaryota; Fungi; Ascomycota; Eurotiomycetes; Eurotiales; Aspergillaceae
Product: hypervirulence associated TUDOR domain-containing protein
Exons: 2
Coding region: 1-210 (69 amino acids)
Source: RefSeq, a predicted model, not a curated record
AUGCAUCGAUUCAAGGAAGGUGACAAGGUCAACUACAAACCUGUUGGUGGUGCACACUCCAAAACCAACACAAGCAUCGGAGUCAUUCGUGAAACGAUGACAGGCCGUAGCUCUGCCUCGGACAAUGAGCCGCGCUACAAAAUUGAGAACAUGAACACCCACAAGAGCUCCUCUGUCAAGGAGGGUAGCAUUGAGGGACCGGCGGAGUAG